Podospora anserina S mat+ is the source of this 1065-nucleotide messenger RNA. RefSeq lists its product as uncharacterized. The record is from RefSeq and is a predicted model, not a curated record. The transcript has 2 exons. Lineage: Eukaryota; Fungi; Ascomycota; Sordariomycetes; Sordariales; Podosporaceae. Gene Ontology annotation, cellular component: ESCRT III complex; multivesicular body; cytoplasmic side of plasma membrane. Gene Ontology annotation, biological process: late endosome to vacuole transport via multivesicular body sorting pathway; vesicle budding from membrane. Bases 1 to 1065 code for a protein of 354 amino acids.
AUGUCGCAAAAGUCCCAGUCCCUACUCGAUUAUCUAGUGCAAAAUGAGCCUUCCUUCCGCAAAGCCCGCCUGCCAGCCCUCUACUCCUCCUUUGCAGCCCAGCGAACUCUGAAUCCCGACGGCUAUGCUGCCAACCUCUUCGCCUGGCGGCGCGCCCUCGCCAAAGUUGCGAAAUCCGGACUCGCACCUCCACCCACGUCAUCCAGCAAACCUUCCCUGCUCGUAUUAAACACAGACGAGAGGCUAGUAAGUGCCUUCGAGACGAAACAGUACGGCCGCCCACUAUCACUGGGGCUGGUGAUCAAAGAGGCGGUGGAAAACAAGGAGUUGGUGCCACUGAGGCAGUUCCUCGAGCAGAAGGAGAGCAUCUACUCCCGCUCUUGGUCGGUAUGGGGAUUAGCGGGGUGGGUCCUCAAGACGGCGGGUGUGACUGAUUUCCUGAAGGGUAGCGGGGAUAAAGUACCAAAGGGGCAAUUUGUCGUAGUGGAAAAUGUCGAGGGGGCAGGCAAGGCUUUUGGCGAGGGGAUCAAGGACAAGGAGGGGCGGUUCGAGAGGACGUUUACCAGGGCGCAUUUUGCCAAGGUUUUCAAUGAUCAGCUUGUCGAAGGGGGCAGGGAGUUGUCAGAUACUGAUAUGGAUGUUUUGCUGGUUUUCUUGGCGAGGGAUAAGCAAAUGAUAGACUAUGAUGGGAAGACGGUCAAGAUCAGGGAUGGGGAGGGAGAGCCAGAGGGCUUGACGGACGAGGACGCGUCGAUUGCUCAGCUCAAGGAGUUGCUGGCUUCUUUGACGCAUCAAACGCUCCUUUUGUCCAAGCGGGUCGAGGAACUGGGCGCACAGGCCAAGGAGGCGGUCACGAAACAAAACAGAGUGGCGGCGUUGGCGGCGCUCAAGAGCAAGAAGCUGGCCGAGCAAACGCUGGAAAAGCGGUAUGCCACUGUCAACCAACUGGAGCAGGUACAGACUCAACUCGAACAAGCGAGCGACAAUGUCCAGAUUGUCAAGGUCAUGGAGUCGUCAUCAGACGCUCUCAAGAGCACUCAACGGCCCAAGGUGGGCGGCGUCUGA